AUGGAAUUCAUGCGCGUUUGGGUCGACUGUCCCAUCUAUUUUGGUACCGUAAGUCGCACCGCCCCAACCAAGGACACCAUUUGGUUGUACCGGCUGGUUGUAACGCACUUAAAAAAGGUCAACUGGUUCAUGGUGCCUCGUGCGAUAUGGAUUGAGAAUGAUCUUCACGAUAAGAUACCAUUUAAGACUUACUAUCACAUCUUGUUGGAUCUCAUGUCGUAA
This is a messenger RNA of Sphenostylis stenocarpa, 222 nucleotides long. The record is from the annotation of a GenBank genome assembly. Lineage: Eukaryota; Viridiplantae; Streptophyta; Magnoliopsida; Fabales; Fabaceae.